Drosophila pseudoobscura is the source of this 314-nucleotide messenger RNA. RefSeq names its product cholinesterase 1-like. NCBI's taxonomy places the organism in Eukaryota, Metazoa, Arthropoda, Insecta, Diptera, Drosophilidae. Bases 30 to 314 code for a protein of 94 amino acids. Gene Ontology annotation, molecular function: serine hydrolase activity. The record is from RefSeq and is a predicted model, not a curated record. The transcript is spliced from 2 exons.
CACGGCGCGCCUGGGGACCGGACUAUUUCAUGCGCGAGAAUGUCAUUCACAUAAGCAUUGGCCACCGAUUGGGUCCUUUGGGCUUCCUUUCCUUUGCGGAUCCAUCGCUGGAGAUUCCCGGAAAUGCUGGCCUCAAGGACCUCAUUCUAGCCCUCAAAUGGAUCAAGGCCAAUGCCCGGAAUUUCAAUGGCGAUCCCGAAAGGAUCACCCUCUUUGGGCACAGCUCUGGCAGCAUGGCCGUGCUGAAAAAAAUCUACUUCCACUUACUACUACCUGUCUUCUAUCCGUUAAAUACGAUUUUAAUAGCUUUAUAG